This is a messenger RNA of Vitis riparia (riverbank grape), 1108 nucleotides long. Its product is annotated as XIAP-associated factor 1-like. Lineage: Eukaryota; Viridiplantae; Streptophyta; Magnoliopsida; Vitales; Vitaceae. The transcript has 6 exons. The record is from RefSeq and is a predicted model, not a curated record. The coding region runs from base 352 to 972 and encodes 206 amino acids.
GACCUCAAUUUUCGGUCCCAAGAUUCGUAUACUGCUAACACAAGAUCAGAAAGUUCAAAUUCAAGUCCGCCCAAAUUGCACUUCGAGUUCGAAGCUUUGCAAAAUAGGCCCAACUUUUAGCCCAAGUUUCUGUGGAAUACAGACCGGGAGAGUGUGGAGACACGGAUUCGAAGGAGCGUGGGUGAGUGAGGAGGAAUUUUCCUAAUCAAUGAGCGUGGACUAUAAAGGUUUCUUCACUGAACCCAAUCGACACUACUAUUUUUAUUUUCCCCAUAAAUCGAAGAUCAUCCAAAGAAAACUCAGAAUCCCAGAUUUUGCUUCCAGAACGAGCUCUUUGUGAUUGUCUGCGGCAUGGCGACUGCAUCCGAUGAAGCCACGAGCAUCUGCAGUCACUGUGACAGAUCUAUUCCUUCUACAAAUAUUGAUUUGCAUUAUGUUCAUUGCUCCCGAAAUCUAGAAAGAUGUAAACACUGUGGUGACAUGGUUCCCAAAAAACAUGCUGAGGAACAUUACUUAAAUACCCAUGCUUCGGUAUCCUGUUCACUCUGUAGUGAGACAAUGGAACGUGAAAUUUUAGCUGUUCAUAGGGGUGAAAAUUGCCCCCAAAGGAUUGUCACAUGUGAAUUUUGUGAAUUUCCUUUGCCUGCAAUUGAUCUGUCAGAGCAUCAGGAAGUAUGUGGCAACCGAACAGAAUUGUGUCAUCUGUGUAGAAGGUACGUUAGACUGCGUGAAAGGAAUGACCACGAAGCCAACUGCAAUGGUGUCUCAUACGAUAGUGUUGGUGUACCUGAUAAUAUUGUCAGUCCUUCCAGGGAUGCUAGGGCAGCUGAAAGAGAGCAAGGUGGGCGGAGAAGGCCACCACAGGAGUUUUCACAGAGACGUGUUCUAUUCACCAUUGCAAUAACAGGCAUUGCUGUUAUAUUAGGAUCACUCUUCUUCCAGAGGAAGACUGAGAACACUGAAAUGCAUUAGGAGCAGGGAAAGAACUUUAUGGUGGUGUAUUCAUUUUGCCUGGAACUGAAUUAUUUUGAGAAAAUACUGCAAUAACCAUUUGAACACGUAAGGAUGCCGCUGAUAUAUAAAACAUAUAUUAUUGACAUUUUAUUCA